GUCUUGACGGCCGCGCCCAUUGUAGUCAUGAGCCAGACGCCGGUCGUAACCUCACGCCUCGUGCUGGCCUUGAUCUCCCUGAUCAUGCCUUUGGAGUACCACGCUGAUUUCCGCCCCUUCUUCACCAUUUACGACGGUGACUGUCCCCGCUAUGCCAAAGCAUUCAGCCAAGCCAAGCGAAAGGCCCACACUGCCUCGGGUGGGAGUGACGUGGUCAGCGCCAUCCUGGGCGUGACGAAUCCAUACUUUGAGCAAGCCUUUGGCCAAUGGCCGACCAUAGUGCGCGUCGCUUCAAUGCGCGGGCUCCCGCAGCAAUUAGGAAGGCGCCAGCGGUACUCGAGCACCAGCAGCCUUGGCCCUGAACCCGUGCGUCCUCCUGCGUCACGUGACCUCUCGCCCGUGACGGGCGUGCGUCAUCUCAACCCGCUCGACCAUCUGACCGGCCUGCUUUUGCGUGCAUCAUUUGAUGGCUUGACACGCACCUUUAUGAUUCCUUUGGAGCGCUAUGUCGCCCGCCUCAUGCCAAAAUUACAGGAGAUUUCGCCACACAAGGAUCUUCCGCGGCUCGAGGACUUUGAUGCUCGCCAGUUCCUGAGCUCACUUCAGAGCAGUAUGGCUCUUCUGAAGCAGGAGCGCAACGGCGAUUGGCUUGCAUUGUAUGCAUCUUUUUUGAAAAGUCGCAAUUUCCGUGGCUGGUUGAAAAUUCGA
Molecule: messenger RNA, 708 nt
Organism: Monosiga brevicollis MX1
Lineage: Eukaryota; Choanoflagellata; Craspedida; Salpingoecidae
Exons: 3
Cellular component (GO): recycling endosome
Molecular function (GO): guanyl-nucleotide exchange factor activity
Source: RefSeq, a predicted model, not a curated record